Molecule: messenger RNA, 2045 nt
Organism: Sphaeramia orbicularis (orbiculate cardinalfish)
Lineage: Eukaryota; Metazoa; Chordata; Actinopteri; Kurtiformes; Apogonidae
Product: peroxiredoxin-like 2A
Exons: 7
Molecular function (GO): antioxidant activity
Source: RefSeq, a predicted model, not a curated record
GCAGUGUUUUGUUUAUAAGCCGCUCGUUUCAAGGAGGUGUUACUCGUCGUUUCAUUGAUUCAGUGGGGGUGUGAAUAGUCAGAGGUUCAGAUGUUGACUCUGUCCAGGUGUUCAACAGCUCUGAGAUGGAGACUGUCCCUGCCCUGUCCUGCCCUGUGUUUCAGGAGCAGCAGCCCCCGUUCUGUAAGACCCCAGGCUGCUCUGUUUCAUCAAAGUAAUGCCAAAGCCAGUCCUGUUCCAAACAAGCCCCCCACAGCAUUGUCUUCUGCAUCCGGACUAGACGUGGAUCUUUUCGGGAUGGGGAUGUGGUCCCUGGGUCUGGGUGCUGUCGGAGCAGCGUUAGCCGGGAUCUUCCUGGCAAACACUGAUCUAUGUCUGUCGAAAGCUGCCAAGGCAUCGCUGGAAUACCUCGCAGAUGCUGAUCUACGAUCGACCGUAGAUGAUGAGAAGGUUAUCAAAGCACAGAGCCUGUGGGAGAAAAAUGGGGCAGUGGUCAUGGCAGUACGACGACCUGGAUGAUUUUUGUGCAGAGAGGAGGCCUCUGAGCUGUCCUCUCUGAAGCCCCAGCUGGAAGAGCUCGGGGUCCCUCUGGUCGCUGUGGUGAAAGAAAACAUCGGCACAGAGAUCCAGGACUUCAGACCGCACUUCGCUGGGGACAUCUAUGUAGAUGAAAAGAAAUACUUCUACGGGCCGCUGCAGAGGAAGAUGGGAGGUUUGGGCUUCAUCCGUCUCGGCGUGUGGCAGAACUUCAUGCGGGCCUGGAGGUCAGGUUACCAGGGCAACAUGAACGGCGAGGGCUUCAUUCUGGGCGGGGUGUUUGUCUUUGGUGCCGGAGAUCAGGGGAUCUUACUUGAACACCGUGAGAAGGAGUUUGGCCAUAAAGUGGACACUGCAGACGUUCUGGAGGCUGUUCAGAAAAUUGUGCCAGUAAAAUAAUUCUUUAGUGAGUUAGAAAAAAUUGUAAGGCUUGAUAGAUUCUGUAUCAUCACGAAUGGGUUAAUCUAGACAUUUUUAACGUAAUCCUGUUAAUCCGUCACUGAACUACUGAACUUUUGUGUGUUUGCCUUGUCUAAUAUCACAUUAUACCUCCUGUGGUUUGCACAGAAAUUAACUGCUGAUUGUGAAAAUCAAGUUGUGAAAUGCAGAACAAAGGAUAUACUAGGGCAGCAUUUCUCACUGAUUAUUCCUUUUAUCUCUGCAGACGGGUAUUGAAACCUGUAGGGAUUGAAAGGCACAUGUUCAUUCAGGUACAGCCUUGUAAACCAGUAAGGGUCUCCUUUUAGCAAGCCAGUAAUUCAAGCUGAAAAUAACCAUUAGUGGUACUGUUGUGUUUUUGUGUGUGUGUGUAUGUGUUCAUGUUCAGGCUUCCUCCAGCUUUGGCAGCAGAGGUGUGUGUCUGUGUGUUAACAAUGACAACCUGGCUCUAAACUCGUCUCAGAGAGGAGCAGGUUCGAUGCCAAAAAACAUUCACAGGUGCAGCUUUUGUUGCCAUGAGACGUGUUGGUAAUGUCUGAAGUGUGUGUGUGAGAGAGAGAGAUUGGGCCUCGUGCAGCAACAUUUUCGGAAAGUUUGUCAAAUUUUCUGUUAAGUGGAAAAAAUUUGAGAAGUCGACUCCAGAUGUAGCAAAUGUUCGAUGAUGACAUUUUCCAAACGCAGGAACAAAAAUAAAAAAUAGUGCAGAUGUGAAACUCUUUUAGUUUGACGUUGAUAGACCAGAGAUAAGAUGGUUUUGAUCUGAUGGCACAAAAAUAUUAAAUUCUGCCUUUAUGUUCACUUUUAACCUCAGCCCUCACCACAGGGUAUUGUCAUCCGUCCAUCCAUCUGUGCAAAAACUUUGGCGUGGACUGAAGGCCAAGGGUUUUCAAGUGCAGACACGUUGGAUUUGAUGAUUUUUGUGUAUUUUUUGGGCCCAACAUGUUAAUAAAGCAGGUUAAAUUGGAAAAGUAGUUAUCAGAUCAUAUAAAAGUUGAGCUGGAAAAAAAAGAUCCCAAACAUAGGUAUGAUAAAUAUUUUAUUUUUUAUGUAUGAAGACAGAAGUUUUUUUU